Messenger RNA from Spodoptera litura, 3629 nucleotides. RefSeq names its product YKT6 v-SNARE homolog (gene Ykt6). Gene Ontology annotation, molecular function: SNAP receptor activity. Gene Ontology annotation, biological process: endoplasmic reticulum to Golgi vesicle-mediated transport. Lineage: Eukaryota; Metazoa; Arthropoda; Insecta; Lepidoptera; Noctuidae. Gene Ontology annotation, cellular component: Golgi apparatus. The record is from RefSeq and is a predicted model, not a curated record.
GUCCAGUCAGACACGACAAUUUUUAGACGUAAGUGCGUAAGCACAAAGAAUUGAUUUCGUCAGAAUAUAAUAGAUAUUUCUUUAAUUUUUCGAUCUUAGUUAAUUAGAAUGUAUCAAUUUUGAAAAAAACAUCUUUUUCGGUUUUGUGGGCAAGUGUAGAUAAGUAGUUGGCAAGUUAACUUAUGUGUCACUUACCAAAGACAGCAACAAGAGAAGCAAAUUGGUUAACUUGGACUACUUGAAGCUGAAUAGUGUGCUCUCAAAAUGGUAAAAAUCUAUGCUUUGGGUGUCCUUUACAAAGGCAUUAAUAGUGCUACUCUACUGAAAGCAGCAUACAAUCUACAGAGCUUCAGUAUAUUCCAACGUGGUUCAGUACAAGAGUUCAUGGUGUUUGUUAGCAAAACAAUAGUGGAAAGAACUCAGCAAGCCUCACGACAGUCAGUAAAAGAAGGAGAGUAUAUGUUGCAAGUGUAUGUGAGGGCAGACAACUUGGCGGGAGUACUGAUAUCUGACCAUGAGUACCCAAACAGGGUGGCCCACACAUUGAUUACCAAAAUACUGGACGAAUUCACAGCUGCGGUCCCAGCUACCCAGUGGCCCACAGGCACUGAGGACAGGAUAGACUUCCACAUCCUACCUGAAUACUUAACUAAAUACCAGAACCCCAGAGAAGCUGAUGCUUUGACGAAAAUACAAAAUGAUUUGGAUGAAACCAAGAUCAUUCUACAUGACACUAUAAAGGCAGUGUUGGAACGAGGUGAGAAACUAGACGAUGUUGUUGCUAAGACUGAGAGUCUAUCAAUGCAGAGUAAAUUGUUUUACAAGACUGCCCGAAAGACUAACAGCUGCUGUAAUUUCUAAGGCAUUCUGAUGUUAUACCUGACUUGGCCAUAGUUCAAUUAAUUAAUAUGUUUUUGCUUUUUAGUGGAGUUCGAAGGCUUGAUUAAAUAAUAUUGUGGCCAUUACUAUACCCACUGUAAGGAAAUAUUAGAUAAAGUUUUAGAUUUAUACUUGAAUGACAUUCUUUGUUUGUCAAAUUGUAUUCAAUUAUGUAGGUAUUGCUUAUUAUGUUUUUGGGGUUACUCUGUUUUAUUGUAUAAAAUAAUGUUGUUUGUUUUGAAAACUUAAGAGUAUUUAGAUUGGAUUGUUGCUAUGAUGCCAAACCAGUAUGAUCAUCACAAUGUAAUUGAUAUAAUACUGCCAUAAGCAUCUAUAAUUGCUUUCACUGUGGCCUAAGUGUUGAAAUUACAAUAAUUAAAGAACAUCAGCAGUGGCGUGGCUGCACACAUCCAAAUAUGUUAAUUGAACUAUAAUAAUCAUGUAACUUCUGUAUUGUGUAAUGUAACAGAACAAAUAGUAAGUAUUACUAUUACAUAUUCCAAACAGUUUGUACUCUGUGCUUGUGUAGAAGAAGAGGUUUUAUUGUUGUGUUAGUCAUGUAUUGACUCUAUUGACAGUAUUAUUUACAAACAAAUGUAAUUUAGUAUUGUGGAAUGGUAUUAGUGAAUGAUUCAAACGAAGGCUUGUAAGUGUAUAUUGUUAAAUAUAUUGUUUUAGGCUCAAAAGUAAAAUUAAUAUUGUAAUGUAUACUGUAAUAGAGUCGCUACAUCAAGUAGUAUCUUUACUGGUUGUAAUGGAUGUGUGUAAGCAAUAUUACUAUAAAUAAAUAUUAAUAUGAAUGUUGAUAUGUCCUGUAGUAGUUAUUGUUAAAAAGCUAGAAUAGUCUACUGAGUGUCAUGAGUUAUGAAAUGGAAAAAGAGGAAUUUGUAUGUAUUAAAAGUAUUCUAUAAAUGUGUCUAAAUAUGAUAGAAGUUAUAAAAUAAAAUACUUAUUUACUCAGCGCACAGUUUAUCAGAAUGUAACUAUUUUUAUAGUGGUUAUGAUUUAAUAAUUUAAUUUUCGAUAGCCUUGGUCCCCACCUAAUUGACAUGCUAAUUCUGAAAUAUUAAAAUGUUGUAUACUGGAGUAAGUUUCAUGGUGUUUCUUAUUACCUUAUGUGGUACUGCUGUUAGUAUUAUUUCAGUGGUGUAUAACUGUUUAUCUAUAUUAGAGACACGAAACUGCUGUUUGGUUCCUAACAACUUAAAAGCUCAUGGAGUAAUUACUGUUUAGUCCCUAUUUUGCCUAUUUUAUCUCUGGGCCAAAUAGUAAAAGUACUUUUGACGUUCUUUGUGUGUACGGUAAUGAUUGUGGCUUAUAAUAUGGCUGCAACAAAAUUACUGACUAAAAGUGACUUGUUUUCUUAUAGGAACAUCAAAUAUUUAGGUACAAUGAAAUAGGUAGGAUGAGUGGUAGUUUAUUGUUAUCUCUACCUAUACCUCCAAGUAAAAUUGAAUCUAAUUAAAUAUUAUUUCCAAAACGAUGCAAAAACUAGCAUCAUGUUUAUUACAAACAGGUUUUCAUUGAAAUAGCUAGAUUUUGUUUAUAAAUGCGACGUGGGAAGAGUUGCGACGCAAUAAUAAUAAGACGCGUGACGUCGGCGUCGAUUUUAUUUAUGUAAGAAACACGUGUUGAUCGCAUGAAAUUAAAUUGGUUGAUUAUAGUUUUUAUUACUUUAAAGUCCUUUACUUUCUGCAUUAUUUACCGUAUAUUUUUUUUAUAAUUCUAGUCAAUUUUUGAUGGUUUUUUAGUCACAAACAUACCUGGUAAAUGCUAUUAAAUGAUGCCUGCCAGGACAUCUUAUCUUUAUCGCUAUUGGUUAAAUAAAAAAUAAACAGUUCGUAUUAUAUGACGUAAUUACUCCAUGAGCUCCCAUAAUGUAGCUUGCGUUAAUUGGCAUUGUUACUUCAGUUAUACCAUACUCGGUAAUUGAGUGGACCUACUAUUUGUUUUCACGUGGUUUUUAUUACACUUCACUGCGUGAAUGACAAUCAAUUUAUUGCAGACUCUAGAGGUGACGGGGGCACUGACUGGGGUCACUUUAUCUGACCUAGAUCCUUUGCAUAUUGACCUGAUUUACUUCGUUACUGCAUUUGAUUGACCUCGGUGUAUAAAAGAUAAUUGUUUCAGCAAUACAUUCCUACUUAUUGGUAGAAUAGAUCUGGAAAUUGGAACAAUGUCGGGCCCUUGUAUGUGCUAUGAUGGUUUUAAGAGUUGUAAAUACAAUUUUCGAGAAAAAGAAACUUGAUAUGAAAUGAUAUCUCAAUGACGAAUCUUGAUAGCGGUCGGUACAUAUUUGUUAGUGUAUCCUCAAUGUGUAUGUCUACGUCAACGAAGGUUUCAGUAAUUAUUUGAUUAAGACGACGACUUUAUGUCGUAGUAGUAAGAGUGAUAAUCGUAGUAAGUGUUGCUGAUAAAUUUUGUUGAUGUACAUAUGUAUUUCUGUCAAUAUUCCCAUUGAUAAACUUUGCAGAAUGUUUCUAUUCCAAUUCAAUUACCUACACUACAAACUCUGAAGACAUUAUGUACUUAGAAUUAAAUUAAAUUUCAAUAUGUACUGACCGUGCGUACCUAAGAUUAUCAAACUUAAAGAUAUCGUUCGUGAAUUUGGAUGUUAAGUAUUUGAAAAGUUUAAAUGUAUGUGUAAUAUCAACUUUGUGUAACAUGUUAAUGAAAGUAACGACGGACGUUAUUUAUUGUAUACUUGCUUCAUGACGUGUGUUUACAAAUAAAUCGAUAUUUACAACGGA